AAACUGUAAUAAAAUGAAAGGAAAGGAAGAGGAGGAGACCGAGAAAGAAGAAAGUGGGACAGAAUAGAGAAACAGCAACACGUUGUGAAGAGGAGGCAAUUGCAUGUGCCCACAUGGCCUAUUGCAGCUUCAUUAGAACAACAAAAACAACAUCUUCAUCGCUAACUACACACUCUUCUUCUUCUUCUUCUUCCUUUAAAGAAUUUUCUUUUACCAUUUCUCUUGUUUUUUCUUUUUUCUUUCUUGUACAAUCAAGAACCGAGUAAAGAAUUGCAUACAGCAACACAGAAAGACAUAGAUAGAGACGAAGAAACAAUCUUUCUUUAGCAAAUAUGAAAGAAAACAGUGACGGGUUUGUGAGAGCAGAUCAGAUUGAUCUUAAAAGUUUAGAUGAGCAAUUAGAGAGACAUCUCAAUAAAGUACGGACUAUGGACAAGAACAAAAGAGCUGACAAUCAUCAUAAUAAUCUCAUCGCUCGACCACCUCUUGCUUUUUCCGCCGAUGACUCCGCCAUCUCCGCCACCACCACCGCCACCUUCACCAAGACUACUACCGCCUUGAAGAAGGAUAGGCAGGAGUGGGAGAUCGACCCUUCUAAGCUCAUAAUCAAGACUGUCAUUGCUCGUGGUACUUUUGGCACUGUUCACCGGGGAAUCUAUGACGGUCAGGAUGUUGCUGUUAAGCUGCUCGAUUGGGGUGAAGAGGGCCACAGGACAGAGGCUGAGAUUGCCACACUCAGGGCAGCUUUUACUCAAGAAGUUGUUGUUUGGCAUAAACUUGAUCAUCCUAAUGUAACUAAGUUUAUAGGGGCAACAAUGGGUUCAUCAGAGCUGCAGAUACAAACUGAAAAUGGCUACAUUGGCAUGCCGAGUAAUAUAUGCUGUGUUAUUGUGGAAUAUCUACCUGGAGGUGCCCUAAAAUCUUACCUUAUAAAGAACAGAAGAAAGAAGCUAGCUUUCAAGGUUGUUGUUGAGUUGGCACUUGAUCUUGCCAGAGGGUUAAGUUACCUUCAUUCCCAGAAGAUUGUUCACAGAGACGUAAAGACAGAAAACAUGCUAUUGGAUAAGACACGAACUGUAAAAAUUGCUGACUUUGGAGUUGCUCGAGUGGAAGCUUCAAAUCCUAAUGAUAUGACUGGGGAGACAGGAACACUUGGUUACAUGGCUCCUGAGGUUCUCAAUGGCAAUCCAUAUAAUAGGAAAUGCGAUGUGUACAGUUUUGGUAUCUGUUUAUGGGAGAUAUAUUGCUGUGACAUGCCAUAUCCUGACCUUAGUUUCUCGGAAGUGACAUCAGCUGUUGUCCGACAGAAUUUGAGACCAGAGAUACCAAGGUGUUGCCCAAGCUCUCUAGCAAAUGUAAUGAAGCGAUGCUGGGAUGCUAACCCUGAUAAGCGCCCUGAAAUGGAUGAGGUUGUCUCCAUGUUGGAAGCCAUUGACAUAUCAAAAGGUGGGGGUAUGAUUCCUGCUGAUCAACAGGGUGGUUGUCUCUGCUUUCGCAGGGUUCGAGGUCCCUAAAUGAUAUACUUUCUUUGGCCAGAAGAACAACUAGAAUAUGAUUGUUUUGAGCUUGGUAAUUGUAUUUGUAAAGGUAAAAGUUGAUUUGGAAUAUAACAUGGUGAAGCAUGGAUAAUGGUGGAUUCUAGGAUUGGCAGCUGCAUCGCAUCUCACUUUAUUGGAUGAUGUAAAGCUUUUUCUUUCCUUGCUCUUUUCUUCAUUAUUAUUUUUCUUUUUGGGGGGGUUUGGAGGUAUUGCUGUACCUGUACUUAUUUAGGUUGCCAGCAUGUUCAACUGGCACGACCACUUCCAUGUCCAAGUCUCCCUUUCUAUAUAUACGCUAUUCGUGAAUAUUAUUGAUAACAAAUAUUGAAGAUAAUUGAUGCUGUAUUACCAUUCACUUGGUGUA
Messenger RNA from Ricinus communis (castor bean), 1902 nucleotides. RefSeq names its product serine/threonine-protein kinase STY13. Gene Ontology annotation, cellular component: plasma membrane. Gene Ontology annotation, molecular function: protein kinase activity; ATP binding. The transcript is spliced from 6 exons. The record is from RefSeq and is a predicted model, not a curated record. Gene Ontology annotation, biological process: protein phosphorylation. NCBI's taxonomy places the organism in Eukaryota, Viridiplantae, Streptophyta, Magnoliopsida, Malpighiales, Euphorbiaceae. Bases 333 to 1514 code for a protein of 393 amino acids.